This is a messenger RNA of Rhinichthys klamathensis goyatoka, 1109 nucleotides long. RefSeq lists its product as uncharacterized. The coding region runs from base 62 to 1027 and encodes 321 amino acids. The transcript is spliced from 7 exons. Lineage: Eukaryota; Metazoa; Chordata; Actinopteri; Cypriniformes; Leuciscidae. The record is from RefSeq and is a predicted model, not a curated record.
AAAAAGAAAGGGGAUUUUCUGUCCUCCUUAUUCGAGUACAAAUGACACUCGAGCAUUUAUUAUGACACUCUGUAUCAUGAGAAGCUGUGAAAAAGAUCCUUCUAGCUGGUUCACAUGUAAUGAAACUUUUGAGAAAAUGAAUGUGUUAAGAGGGCUUUUCAUCAAAAGAUGGUCAUCUGAUAUUCGGUUAGAUGGAAAAACUGCUAUAGUGACUGGAGCAAACACUGGGAUUGGGAAAGAAACGGCGAAGGACCUGGCAAAGCGGGGCGCGCGGGUGAUCCUGGCCUGCAGAGACAUGGUGAAGGCUGAGCAGGCCGCCAGUGACAUCAGCAGAGACGUGGACAACGCCAUCGUGGUGGUUCGGAAACUGGACCUGGCCGACACUAAAUCCAUCUGUGAUUUUGCUGAACUGAUUUACAACACGGAAAAGUCUCUUAAUUUGCUGAUUAAUAACGCUGGAGUGGCAAUCUGCCCAUAUUCCACAACAGCAGACGGCUUUGAGACACAGUUUGGAGUCAAUCAUUUAGGACAUUUCUUUCUCACGUUCCUCCUAAUGGAUCUGUUGAAGCAUUCAGCUCCUUCUCGAGUGAUUAAUGUCUCCUCACUGGUUCACCCCAUGGGAAAGAUCCACUUUGAGGACCUGAACGGUGAGAAAGGCUAUCAUCCCGUGAAGGCCUACGUACAGAGCAAACUGGCCAACGUACUUUUCACACGAGAGCUGGCCCCGAGAGUGGAAGCGAUGGGAGUGAGUGUUUAUGCUGUGGAUCCAGGCCUAGUGAAGACAGAGAUCGUCAGGCAUCUGAAGAAGACUCUGCAGGUCUGUGUGAAGACAUUUGGUUUCCUGAUAAAAACCCCUGCAGAAGGCGCAUAUACCACUCUGUACUGUGCCGUUACUCCUGGCCUGCCCACUGGAACCUACUACAGUGACUGUGCCGUGGCCCCGUGCUCCAGGGCUGCGGAUGACAUGAACACUGCGAGCAGACUGUGGGCUGUCAGCUGCCACCUGCUGGGGAUUCGUUGGAAAUGAGAAGAUAUGACUUCCACCUCAGCCCUAUUUCAUACUAAUGCCCUUUUUAUGAGUUAUUACAACCCAGUUUCAACAGCAGCCC